AUGAUGAACAAGUUGAAAUCCGGGCUCAAGAAGGUCCAGGUCCCCCAGGAUCCUGGACUGUCAACGGCACAGCUGAUGUUAACGAACGAUGACCUUCGACCGGUUGACCCUGAGCGUCGCCAAUGGGGCUGGCUCAAUUUCGUCGCAUUUUGGAUUGCAGACUCCUUGAAUGUCAACACUUGGAUGAUUUCCUCGUCCAUGAUUGUGGAUGGCCUUUCCUGGUGGCAAGCCUGGCUAUGCGUGUGGAUUGGCUAUACCAUUUCGGCCAUCUUUGUGUAUCUCAUAGGUCGCAUUGCCACAAUAUAUCGCAUUCCAUUCGCGGUAACCAACCGCGCUUCGUUUGGAAUCUGGGGCUCGUUCUGGCCGAUCAUCAACCGUGCAGCAAUGGCUGUCAUUUGGUACGGAGUACAGACUUACCUCGGAGGUGAAUGUAUCACUUUGAUGAUUGCUGCAAUAUGGCCGAGCUAUAACGACUUGCCGAACACGAUUCCCGCUUCCUCGGGCGUCACGACGAAGCAAUUCGUCAGUUUCUUGCUGUUCUGGUUGCUCUCCUUGCCAGCCCUGUGGUUUCCCAUCUACAAGAUUCGCCAUCUCUUCACGGUCAAGGCAUACUUUUCUCCCGCUUGUGCCAUUGCUUUCUUUGGAUGGGCGAUUGCUCGAGCCCAUGGCCUCGGUCCGAUUAUAACCCAGCCGAAUACCGCGCAAGGCAGUGACCUGGCAUGGGCGUUUGUGAAAAGCAUCAUGAAUUGCAUUGCCAACUUCGCCGCCCUGGUCAUCAACAACCCGGAUUUCGCCAGGUACGCCCGUCAUCCCAAAGAUGCUUUGUGGCCGCAGUUGAUCACCAUUCCCGUUGGCUUCGCGGUCACAUCGUUCAUCGGAAUUAUUGUCUCCUCCUCGUCGAGCGUUAUAUUUGGCGAGGCCGUUUGGAAUCCCCUCACACUUUUGGGUAUGUUUCUCAAAGGAGCCAGCUCCGCUGAACGAUUCGGUAUCUUCGUCAUUGGAGCGGGCUUUGCUCUGGCGCAGCUGGGAACCAACAUCGCCGCUAACUCGGUGUCCGCUGGUACCAACCUCACGGCUCUUCUCCCUCGCUUCUGCACGAUCCGACGGGGCGGAUAUUUGUGUGCAGCAAUCGGUCUUGCUAUGUGUCCUUGGACUUUGGUUGAAUCAUCCAGCAAAUUCACCCUCUACCUAUCGGCCUAUUCCGUGUUCCUGGCUUCCAUUGCAGGCGUGAUGGCCAGCGAUUAUUAUCUCGUCCGAAGAGGCUACUUGGACAUACAAUCGCUGUAUAGCGCUGAGAAGGGCAGUAUGUACUAUGGCACAUUUGGAGUGUCCUGGCAUGGAUAUGCAGCUUACCUUUGUGGAAUCCUGAUCAACAUUGUUGGCUUUGCUGGUGCCGUGGGCGUCGAUGUUCCCGUUGGAGCAAAGUACAUAUACCAGGUCAACUACUUCUCCGGCUUCCUUGUUGCCGGCGGAAUCUAUUGGUUAUUGGCCUAUUUGGUUCCGAUCCCCGGAACGAGUGAGACCUGGAAUGAGAUUCCAUACGAGCCACACCACAUGUCGGAUGAAGAGGAGAAGAAGAUUGAAGAUGCGUGA
This is a messenger RNA of Penicillium olsonii, 1593 nucleotides long. Lineage: Eukaryota; Fungi; Ascomycota; Eurotiomycetes; Eurotiales; Aspergillaceae. The record is from the annotation of a GenBank genome assembly.